UCACGUCGCAUCACAUGUCACCAAUUGGCCCGGGAGAGACACUGCAGUGCUGCUGAAGACCAGGCAGGGAUUGGAGUGAAGGCUAACCAUGGCGGCCUCAGCUGAGGGUGUAGAGUUUGUGCGAACAGGCUAUGGGAAAAAUCUGGUGAAAGUUUUGUACAUAAAGCGCGAGGGGACAUUUCACUACAUCACAGAGCUGAAUGCCAACGUGGAGCUGACGUUGAUGACCAAGAAAGACUACCUGGCAGGGGACAACGCUGACAUCAUUCCUACAGACACCAUCAAGAACACUGUGCAUGCUCUGGCCAAGCUUAAAGGAGUUAAAACAAUAGAGGAAUUUGCACUGGAUAUCUGUGAACAUUUCCUAACAGCCUUCAAACAUGUCAGCAAUGCAGCAGUGUACAUCCAACAGGCACCAUGGAAAAGACUGGAGAAGAAUGGAUUGGAGCACGCCCACGCCUUUAUCUUCAGUCCUGAUGCAUGGCAUUUCUGUGACGUGACGCAGGCCCUCAAUGGAAAUCCUGUGAUUCACGCUGGAAUUAAGGACAUGAAGGUCCUGAAGACCACCCAGUCGGGCUUUGAAGGUUUCCUGAAGGACAGGUUCACCACGCUGCCAGAGGUCAAGGACAGGUGCUUCUGCACGUCUGUCUAUUCCAGGUGGCGCUACAACACAAGCAACGCGCCUUUUGCCGAUGCUUGGAAUAUUGUCAGAGACACGAUAAUUGAGAAGUUUGCUGGGCCAUACGACCGUGGGGUGUACUCGCCAUCUGUCCAGAAGACUCUGUAUGAAAGCCAAGUCAUGGUGCUAGACCGUGUUCCUGAGAUUGAAGAAAUUGAGAUUGUUAUGCCCAAUCAGCAUUACUUCACCAUCGACAUGACAAAAAUGGGCCUAUCAAACAAGGAUGAGGUUCUACUGCCCUUGGAUAGUCCGUCCGGAAACAUCACAGGAACUGUGAAGAGAUCACGGGCCAAACUUUGAUGUGAUCAACCUUGCUACAACAUUUUGGGAUGUUUACCAACUCAAAAGACAGCUGGAAUUCUGUAGAUUAUCAAGAGUAGUUAUCUUGUUCUAAGCCAAUAGCUACGAUGAUAGUAACAUUGUAAUAAAGACAAUUACAUCACGUGAAAUAGAUUUCAUUUAUAGCGCUUGUGCAUUUGCAAAAUCAUCACAUUUGUAGUCAUAUCAAAACACAUCAUUAACUGAGGGAACUGAGGGAAGCUUUCAACACUGUAGCCAACAGAAGGGGACCACACAUUCAAACCAAACUGUACCAAGCACACAGGUAUUGCCAACUGAAAUAAAAUUAUACAACAGCA
Molecule: messenger RNA, 1317 nt
Organism: Engraulis encrasicolus (European anchovy)
Lineage: Eukaryota; Metazoa; Chordata; Actinopteri; Clupeiformes; Engraulidae
Gene: uox
Product: urate oxidase
Exons: 8
Coding region: 89-979 (296 amino acids)
Biological process (GO): purine nucleobase catabolic process; urate catabolic process
Cellular component (GO): peroxisome
Molecular function (GO): urate oxidase activity
Source: RefSeq, a predicted model, not a curated record